Messenger RNA from Pocillopora damicornis (cauliflower coral), 2708 nucleotides. Its product is annotated as E3 SUMO-protein ligase RanBP2-like. The record is from RefSeq and is a predicted model, not a curated record. Lineage: Eukaryota; Metazoa; Cnidaria; Anthozoa; Scleractinia; Pocilloporidae.
CACCAAUUUAGGAAUCUCCGAACAGAAAUUGUUUUGGCAACAACCUACUGGUAGCUUUCAGUUUGGUCAACUUCAGUCCCUUCCGCCUCUCGGUGGAGCUAAUUGGUGGCACCGGGGAACAGGGCCCCUCUCAGACCCUGCUAAAACACAACUUAAGGGCACUUCACAGACGUCAGAAAUGUUGCCUCGACCGUUGACAGUUUUUCCCCAUGCUCAGAUGCAAGGGGCAUUUACUUUAAGUAGUAGACCCGUCAUGGAGUUUUCUAGCAGUGAGUUACUUCGAUGCCUUGCUGCUGCGAAAGAACAGCAAGAGUUAGUCGCUCCAGACUCCCCGGCUGAAGGCUAUGACUUUACACCUUAUGUUGUUGAUGAGCCAGGAGAGGAGUCUUACUCACUUGGCACAACCAUGCCUACGUCGUUUGUAGCAGAAGAAUAUGACCGUAAUGACGACGAUGAUGAUGAGUAUGUUGAAGAUCUUGAUGAAUCCGAAGAUUCUGACGAUGAAACCUCAUGUUACUAUGCCACCGACGAUGAAGAGGAUGAAUUAGAUAAGUCUCCCGCGAGAAUGCCAGUUAUGCAACCAUCUCAAGUGCAGGUACAGUUUCAAUCUAGUAAAGGAAAUGUGGUAACAACCCCAGUGAAACCAAUUCCGAUUCAUUCCACCCCACCAGAGAGCGUUGGACCCGCCACUCUUCCUUCUCACAUGACUGGGAGACGUUUCUUGACAGCUAAAAGUCCACUAAAAGCAACGAAAAAGCAAGAUGAAGACUGUUUUCUCGUUUAUGAGGUUCGUGCCCCAAUGAGUGAUCGUGAUAAAGCAUGUCGCCUUUGUCUACCGUUAAAUUUCUUUAAUUACACUAAACAUGCAUCAUGCAGUGGAUGCUAUGGUUGUGGAAAAUCAAAAGAGCCUAUGAUAUCAAAGAGAGAGAAUGAAGCAAAGAACACUAUGCCUAAAUUUCAAGACAGUGAUUCAAGGCCAGACCAAUGCUUACCCACCUCACAUGUGUUUGGAGAGUCCUCUUCGAUUGGUCAACUGACAUUUUCAUCCCUGAAGCCUAGAGAAGGUGAUGCAUUUUUCUUGACUCAGAAAAAAGAAAGCUUUAAACCAUUUCAAGGAGCUGGUAAACAGUUAUUUGCUGAGACAAGUGAAGACGUCGAAGGUCAAGACGACGAUAAACUUCACUUCGAGCCAAUCAUUGCUCUUCCAGAUGAAAUUCAAAUUGUGACAGGUGAAGAAGGUUUAGAUGUGCUGUUCUGCGAGCGAGCCAAGCUGUACCGUUUUGACAGUGAUUCUAGUCAAUGGAAAGAACGAGGGGUCGGAGAAAUGAAGCUCUUACGGCAUCCAAAGUCUUGUCAAGGAAGAGUGCUCAUGAGACGGGAGCAGAUAAAAAAGUUGUGUGCCAAUCAUUACAUCAGUGCUGGGAUGGAGCUGAAACCCAAUGUUGGAUCAGAUCGUUCUUGGGUGUGGUACACUCCAGCCGAUUAUGCCGAGGGUGAGGCGAAACCAGAGAGGCUCGCGAUCAAGUUUAAGUCUGCAGAAAUUGCUGGAAAGUUUAAGGAGGUAUUUGAUGACCUCAGAGAGACAUUACCCUCAGAAACUAGCACUGAAAAGGAAGUAACUGGUGAUGAACAAGAGACUGGCUGUGCUCUUUUUAAGCAAUUCAUGUCGAGAUUUGCUCCUGCGCCAGGUUCGUGGACGUGUGAAGUGUGCGACGUUGACAACGAUGCCGAACAUUUGCAAUGUAAUGCAUGUAACUCUGUUAAGACUGCAAGAGAACCUCAGAGAACUGUUUCCAUAGGAAUGGAAGAAAAUUUGAAACCCUCAGGACCAAUGUCGAAUGCUGCAGUCCCUCAAUCAGAACCAGCAAACACCGCUCAAGACGUCAAAAAGGAGUCUUGUCAAGUUGGCUCGGCACUGGCUAGCUCGAAACUUUUUACCAUCGGACGGGGAGAUCCAAAUGAAGAAAAAGAAGAUAAAAUUGACCUGUCUCCAAGCAAGACAUCUUCUCCCAGUCAGCAAGGAAUUAUCUUGCCGCAAAAGCCCUCAACGUCUCCCGGACAGAGUUACUUAUUCAGUAGUCUUCCGUUUGGCUCAACAACACCUGUGAAGUUCACUUUCAGUUUGACAGUUUCACCUGGGUCUCCAUCUCGUAAACCUAAAUCACCAUCAUCGUCUCCGACACCGUCAUAUCCUGAGAGUCCUAGCCGUGGAGAAGAUGAUGGCCCGUACUUUGAGCCACUGAUACCACUUCCUGAUAAGGUGGAAUGCCGAACAGGAGAAGAAGGCCAAGAGGUACUUUUUUGUGAACGUUGCAAAUUGUUUAGGUAUGACGGAGGUGCAUCGCAGUGGAAAGAAAGAGGUGUUGGUGAGAUCAAGAUACUUCGUGACUCAAACUCUAAUAAAAACAGGAUUUUAAUGAGGCGUGAACAUGUCUUGAAACUCUGUGCUAAUCACAUGAUUUCUACGGAUAUGGUGCUGAAGCCUUUCCCAAACUCUGAUAAGGCAUGGCUGUGGACAACACUUGCGGAUUUCUCAGAAGAAGAAGCCAAAGCAGAGACUUUAGCUGCGAGGUUUAGAACUAGUCAGGUUGCUGCUAAAUUCAAAGAAACUUUCGACAUUGGUACACAGGCGGCUGUAUCAAAACCAGAGAAGGGUCCAUCCUUAUCAAAACCAGAGAGCAAGCCUCCGGACUUAAGAACAUCGGAAA